AUGGUCAGCCAAUAUAUUGGAAAAGAUCAGAAAACCUGGGACGAAAAACUAAAAGCGAUCCAAUUCGCAUACAAUACGGCCGUACACGACGCCACAAGGUACACGCCAGCAUUUCUGAACUACGGCCGCGAAUUAAAUUCACCGGUGGACGACAACCCGUCAGACAAACAAGCACUCGCUCCAGAAACAAUCCAGAGACAGCUACAAGAAGCAAACGAGCUGGUAAAAAUCAACCUCGCACGAGCCUUUGAAAAGCAAAAGCAUUUCUACGACCUAAGAAGAAGAACCUGGAGGCCGCAGGUAGGAGACUGGGUAUGGAGGAAAGGUCAUCAUCUCUCGAAUAAAGCGUGUAGCUUCAAUGCAAAGCUGGCGCCGAAAUACGACGGCCCAUUCGAAAUACGUCGGGUAAUCUCGCCGGUAAUCGUGGAUCUCCGGAGCAAGCGAGGAAAGUGGUUGCGGCAUAUACACGUUCAAGAUUUAAAAUCAGCGAAAAACGACACUGAGAUCAAAGAUGACAACAAUAACAACAACAGUAACGAGAGCGAGGACGAGAGCGAAUAA
This is a messenger RNA of Camponotus floridanus (Florida carpenter ant), 561 nucleotides long. RefSeq lists its product as uncharacterized. The coding region runs from base 1 to 561 and encodes 186 amino acids. NCBI's taxonomy places the organism in Eukaryota, Metazoa, Arthropoda, Insecta, Hymenoptera, Formicidae. The transcript has a single exon. The record is from RefSeq and is a predicted model, not a curated record. Gene Ontology annotation, molecular function: nucleic acid binding.